GGCGAACAACGCACCAUUCGCUGCCAGACGUGCGGAGUUGAAGCAACAACAAAUAAGAGUGGUCCCUGGGCAGAGAUUCAAAACGAACCGACAAGGAAUCCCUAGAUACAUACACACACAAUAAAAAGACCACCAUGGGAGGCUGUUGCUCAAAGGACCUGGACGACAAGCGCUCCUGGAGCCCCGAGGAGACCAAGAAUGGCAGCACCACAUCCACCAUCAUUGCCCAGCCCCUGGACGAGGUGGGCAGCACUGGGGUAUUCACACUGACGCGCACUACAACGACUAGCACGCGUCAGGAGAAGACGGUGACCACCACCAACCAUGACGAGCCGGAGGAGUAGUCGGUGCACUAGUCGUAGUAGCUGGAGCUGAGCUGCCAAAUAUUUAAAAUAAGAACCCGCUCCUUAUUUUCAAUCUGUUUU
Messenger RNA from Drosophila serrata, 425 nucleotides. RefSeq lists its product as uncharacterized. The record is from RefSeq and is a predicted model, not a curated record. Lineage: Eukaryota; Metazoa; Arthropoda; Insecta; Diptera; Drosophilidae.